Acanthamoeba castellanii str. Neff is the source of this 1146-nucleotide messenger RNA. RefSeq names its product chaperone protein dnak, putative. NCBI's taxonomy places the organism in Eukaryota, Discosea, Longamoebia, Acanthamoebidae. The transcript is spliced from 6 exons. Gene Ontology annotation, cellular component: cytoplasm; mitochondrion. The record is from RefSeq and is a predicted model, not a curated record. The coding region runs from base 1 to 1146 and encodes 381 amino acids. Gene Ontology annotation, biological process: protein refolding; cellular response to unfolded protein. Gene Ontology annotation, molecular function: ATP-dependent protein folding chaperone; heat shock protein binding; ATP binding.
AUGGGCACCACAAAGACCUGCGCCGCGGUCUUGGUGAACAAGGGCAAGCCACUAUGGGUCGACAAUGCCGAUGUCGUUGCCAGGCUGCCCUCAAUGGUGGCCUUCUCCCAGGACCCUGCCACAGGCGAGAGCACCGUGCUGGUCGGCGACCAGGCCAAGCGCCAGCGCGACUCCAACCCCCGGGGCACCAUCUUCGGAUUUAUGCCGCUACUUGGAGGGCGCCACGAUUCAGAGGAAGUGGCCAAGCUCAAGCAGCGUGUGCCCUAUGACAUUGUGAAGGCCCCCAACGGUUCCGGCGACGCCUGGGUUGCCAUUGGUGGGCAGGCCCACUCCCCCGCUCAGAUUGCAACAUUCAUCAUUGAAAAGUGCAAGCAAUCGGCUGAGAAACACAUGGGGCACCCCAUUACUGAGGCCAUCUUCGCUGUCCCCACUUACUUAAACAUCGACGAAGCGACCACCACGCAAAUCAAGGAGGCGGCCCGCGUUGCGGGUCUCAACGUAUUUCGCUUUGUCCAUGGACAUGUGGCAGCCUUGAUGGGCACCGCCUUCUGGCAUAUGAACUACGGAAAGCCGCAGCGCGUUGCCGUGUUCGAGCUGGGCGGCGGCGCAUGCUCCGUUUCCUUCUUCGAGAUGACUGAUUUUGGCCUUUGCGAGCUCACCAGCAGCAGCAGCGACGCCUUCCUCGGCGGGGAGGACUUUGAUGCGACCGUGCUCCAGUAUCUGAUGGACGAGCUCAAGAAGAGGAAGAACGAGGCCGUGGACCUCUCCCUCUUGGACGUAGCUGCCAUCCGCCAGCUCAGAGAGGGCGCCGAGAGGGCCAAGAAGGCCCUUGACUCCGUGCCCACCACAGAGAUCGACCUGCCAGCGGCUGUCACCGGCGACAAGCACUUGACCGCCCGCCUCACCAGGGACCACUUCAACCAGCUGACCAAACCUCUCGUUGACCGUACCGCCACGCUCUGCGAGUUGGCUCUCAAGGCAGCCGGUCCCAAGAAGGUGGACCAAGUGCUCCUGGUGGGCGGCAUGACCCGAACUCCAGCUGUGGUGGAGAAGGUCAAGGAAGUGUUUGGUCUCAAUCCCAUGGAGGUGCCCAACCCUGAUGAAGUUGUAGGCGUGGCCAUCCAAGGAAAUGUGCUCCAGUGCUAA